Molecule: messenger RNA, 3786 nt
Organism: Closterium sp. Naga37s-1
Lineage: Eukaryota; Viridiplantae; Streptophyta; Zygnematophyceae; Desmidiales; Closteriaceae
Source: the annotation of a GenBank genome assembly
AUGGACCCACGAUUCGAGGCGCGCGUCCACGAAGUUCGUUCGGGUUCGGAGGACCCGCAAUAUCUUAAGAACCCGAAGCGCGUAACUGACGAGGAAUUCGAGGACUACAGUGAUGUUGAGGAUUCCGAUGAGGAAAACGAGACCGCAGAAGACGAGGAUGCGGCGCCGACACUGGACGACUCGACCGACGCUAUUCUCCUGCACGGCAUUCUCGAGGGCACGCGCAAUGACCCCUACGUCGCCAUUUACCUCGGCCCCGCCCGUGUCGCGCGCACAAGAGUGGUGCACAACAAGCGGCACCCCGUGUGGGAGGAGACUUUCCGCAUCCCCGUCGCGCACCACUGCUCCUCGCUCUCCUUCACGCUCAAGGACGACGACGCAGUGGGUGCGAAGCUCAUCGGCAAGGCGAUCGUGCCGGCCGCCGCGCUCUGCGGCGACACUCCCGUCUCCGCGUGGUUCGACGUUGCCACGUCGGGGCGCGCGCCGUCCGCGCACCCCGCGCAGCUGCGCCUGUCGCUCCGCCUCGCGCCGGUAGCAAAGGACCCCGCGUACGGGGCGGGCUGGGGGCACGACUCGCGCGUGGAGGACUCGUACUUCCCGCUGCGCCGCGGUUGCCGCGUGACGCUGUACCAUGACAGCCACGUGUCCUCGUCGUUCGCGGUGCGAGCGGCGCUGGAAGGGGGGAGGACGUACGAGGAGGGGUAUUGCUGGGAGGACAUCUGCAGGACGAUCCUAGAUGCGCGCGAGGUGAUCUACAUAGGCGGCUGGUCCGUGAGCACCAAGAUCGCGCUCAUGCGCGACGCAACGCGCCCGAUGCCGGAGCACGGGGACAUGCCGCUGGGGCAGCUGCUGAUCAAGAAGGCCAAGCAGGGCGUGCGCGUGCUCAUGCUCAUCUGGGACGACCGCACGUCGCUCAGCACCGCCGCCUUCCGAACGGCGGGCAUGAUGGGAACGUUGGACGAGGAGACCUACUCUUACUUCCGCCACACCAAGGUGGUGUGCUUCAAGAUGCCCCGCAUCCCCGACAAGCGCCUCUCCUGGGCCAGGAAACAGCUCGUAGAGAGCAUGUACACGCACCACCAGAAGUUCCUCAUUGCAGACGCAGCACCAGCCGCAGCAGCAGCAGCAGCAGCAGCAGCAGCACAACCGGCAGCAGCAGCAGGAGGAGCAGCAAGGGUGGUGCGGCGGCCGCUGGUGGGGUUCAUGGGCGGGAUAGACCUGUCGGUGGGGCGGUACGACACACAGGAGCACCCGCUGUUCCGCACGCUGCAUGCGGAGCACCAGGGGGACUUCUACCAACACAACGUCAAGACUAAACCUGAUGUGGGACCCAGGCAGCCGUGGCACGACAUACAAUGUAAAGUGGAGGGCUCCAUCGUGUGGGACCUGCUCACCAACUUCGAGCAGCGCUGGCUGCGCGCCACCAAGGGCGCUCGCGCCUCCCCCAGAAAGCGCCUGCACCGCGGGGAUAUUCGGGCACUGCAUGGCAGUGCGGCUGUGCUGCAUAAGCGGGGGUACAGGAUGGGGAGGCGGAGCGUGGUUGGCGGGGAGGUGGGGAGGGGGUAUCGGAGCAGGCUUGUGAGUGGGAAGAGGAGGGAGACGGGGGGAGAGGGAGGGGAGAUGGGGAGAGAGGAGGGGAGGGGGAGUGAGAGGUUUGAGUUGUUUCGAUCCAUAGACUCUGGUUCAGUGGUGGGCUUUCCAAAGAACCCUCUCCACGCCAUGGCACAGUCCCUGGUGGGAGACAAGGGAGUGACAGUCGAUCGCAGCAUUCAAGACGCAUACAUCGCCGCGAUCCGCCGAGCGCACCACUUCAUACACAUCGAGAACCAGUACUUCCUCGGGUCCGCCUAUGCGUGGCCCUCGCACCAGGGCAGCGGCGCGUGGCACAGCAUACCCAUGGAGAUCGCGCUGAAAAUCGCGAGGAAGAUCAAGAGCGGGGAGCGGUUCAGCGCGUAUGUGGUCGUGCCCAUGUGGCCCGAGGGGGAUCCCAAGGGCGCCGCCACGCAGGAGAUCCUCUUCUGGCAGUCGCGCACCAUGGAGGCCAUGUACCGUGUGAUCGCGCGCGCUCUAGACGAGGUGCAGGUAGCGGCGAGGGGGGAGGAAGGGCUGGGGCAGGAGCAGGGGUGGGAGGCGGAGAGGGGGCAGGAGGCAACAGUGAUUGGUGAGGCCGGGGAGAGCGAGGGACAGGGGAAGGCUGGGGUGUAUGCUGGUGGGCAGGGAGUAGAGGGGGGGGAGGGAGGGGAGGGUGGGGAGGGUGGGGAGGGUGGGGCGGGUGGGGAGGUGGGGCAGAAGGGAGGGGGGAAGUUUAGGGAGACUGUGAAGGGGCUGCUGCCACCUGGCGAUGCCGGCACCUCUGCCCCCGCCCCUGCUCCUGCUGCUGCUAGUGAUACCGCUGGUAACCGCACCGAGGGUGACGAUCAAGUCCUUCGGGUGGCACUGUCUAUGUGUCUUCCACCAUGCGUCCUCCCACCUCCACCCAUCCGCGUCCCUCCCUUCCCUGUGUCUCCCUUUCCCUGCCUCCCACUGACCAACUCGGUGUUGCAGCACAGGCGGGCCAUGAUCUACGUGCACUCCAAGAUGAUGGUGGUGGACGAUGAGUACGUGGUGGUGGGGUCCGCAAAUAUCAACCAGCGGUCCAUGGACGGGGCGAGAGACACGGAGAUGGCUGUUGGGGCGUACCAGCCGCACCACACGUGGAGCGAGCGCGGGCACGCACCUAAAGGGCAGGUGCAUGGCUUCCGCAUGGGAUUAUGGGCUGAGCAUCUGGGAUCCCUCUCCCCCAUCCACGACCACCCCUGGACUUUGGAUUGCAUGCGAGCUGUCAACCAAUCAGCGCAAGACAGGUGGAUGCAGUUUGCCGGAGAGGCGCCAGUGGAGUUGCAGGGGCAUUUGGUCAAGUACCCAGUUCAAGUGGGGCGAGAUGGGAGUGUACGCCCUUUACCUGGCAACGCCCCACACUUCGUCAUUCCUGCUGUUCUUCACCCAUUCAGCAACGCCCCACACUUCGUCAUUCCUGCUGUUCUUCACCCAUUCAGCAACGCCCCACACUUCGUCAUUCCUGCUGUGCUGAUGAUCAGUUCAGUUCAGUUCGACUGCCUCGCGUUUCGCUUCGUGCCUUGUUCACCUUCCCAUUUCCUCCUCCUCCAGCCGUCGAUUCUAAUCUACCGGGCCGGAUCUUUGUUCGUUCCCGCGAAUCGCGCUCUUUUCGUCAUGGCUGCGUCCCGGUCCGCUCUCUCACCUCUCCUCGCCUUUUCGCGAAGGAUCCUCGCGACUUCUCCCGCCGCACCGAUCCUCCCUCUUGGCACCCUGAUUGGCGCGCGCUGGCUGCAAACGGGGUCAGCGCCGUCACAUGCGGCGGGGUCGGCGCCUGGAAGCGGUGGCGCGACCCCUCCGAGCGAGGAGGGCGUCGAGACGCACGACGACUUCAAGCCGCAGGUCAAGGCGGCCGAUGGGGUGCUGCCGGUGUACGCGCAGAUUAAGGAGGACAUCAAGUCAUGUCCGGUGGUGGUGUUCAUGAAGGGCCUGCCAUCCGCGCCCAUGUGCGGCUUCAGCGCUGCUGUCGUGCGUGUGCUUGCUGCUCAUGGUGUGGACUUCAAGGGAGUGAACGUUCUGGAGGAUCCAGACCUCAGAGAAGGAAUCAAAUCUUUCAGUGAGUGGCCCACUAUCCCGCAGGUCUAUGUAAACGGGGAGUUCAUUGGUGGCUGCGAUAUUGUCAUGAAGAUGCACCAGUCUGGCGAGCUUGCUGAUCUGCUGAAAUCAUUGAAGGCAGCGCCUGCCGAAUCUUGA